This is a messenger RNA of Microbotryum saponariae, 553 nucleotides long. Lineage: Eukaryota; Fungi; Basidiomycota; Microbotryomycetes; Microbotryales; Microbotryaceae. The record is from the annotation of a GenBank genome assembly.
AUGUCGCCAAAGAAGGACAGCAACAACAAAAACAACAACAACAAGGGCAAGACAUUGGUCACCCGACACCGUAAGUCAGCUGCUUUCGACUGAGGCUGCGCACAGGGCCGCGCGCCAACCCACCGUGACCGGCUCCUUGAUGACCGACUGGUCCUGUGGCAUUGCAGCUGCUCUAUGCUUCAACAUUUUCUUCUGGAUCGCAACAUCGAUCUACGCGACCGUUUACUUCGUCCUGGGAUCUGAGAGAUUCCUGAAAGGGUCGAUGUCGUUUUUUAUCGGCUUCACGGCCACGGCUCGUCUUUUCUACCUAUCGCCCUCUUAUCAAGGGAAAAUCCGACCCGGGGAGCUCGACGCACUCAAGUGAGUUCAAACUUACCAUAUGGUGAAGCACACUCGAACUAAUGCGCAGCGACUCGCAUGUUUCAGUCGCAAAGUUCUAGCUCGCUUUCCGUGCUCGGUUGUCGCCCUCGUCUUCACCCCAGCUGGCGUGCUGCUGUGGCUCGGCCAUCAACACUACGUGAUCGACCUGUGGUUCUUCGACCCCGAACGAUGA